AGAGACCCUAAUGGAAGAGUGUAGAGUCCCACUUACGAAUUAAAAAGGGGAGUAUAUGGUAAGAAAAUGUUAGUUGAGUCUAGUGGGAUUGAAGUAAAACUCAUACUGGGAUGAUAAGAAAAACUAAUCAAAAUCACCACCACUUUGCUCUAACAAUAAGUACAAUAGAAUCCGUAAUCUCACGUAUGUAGUUGUUGAGUUUAAACACGAUAGUAAAGCCGUUAGUCAUGGAUUCAUUUUUAUUUUUUUGUACUUCUUGUAACAGUUAAAUGUGUAAAAUAUUUUAAUAAUAUUACGCAGUUUCUCACAGUUGUUCACACGUAUAAUUCACUGUAGUGUAUCUCUGUUUUUAACGCGUAUGUUGACAUCUAAAAAUAAAAUUAUAUCAAUACAUAUUAUAAAUUCAGCAUAAAGUUAAUUCUAUAAAACUGUCUAGUUAAUUAACUUCCAAUUUUUUCUACAUUAAUCUUUCUAAUAAUAAAGUUUUAAAAAUGGAAAGAGGUUAUAGUUUGGCAAAGAAACACAAAGUUUUAUAUGAAUGGAAAAUAAAUGCUAUCAGUACCUAUCUAAAUGCUCCUGUCACUGAAGACGGCCUUGUUUUGAAAUCACCAGAAUUCUCGGUUGGAACUGAAAUUAACGAUAACUGGUAUAUUAGCUUGAAUUUUAAAAAAAGCAAACUGUGUGUGUGUCCGAAUUUCAUAUCAAUAUUUCUUUAUAAUUGCACUGAAAACGAAAUAACAACAGACGCUGUAUUUUUUAUUUUAAAUAAUGAUACGGAAAGAGUAUUUAUUAGAGACUUCAAAAAAGUAUACAAGUCACAGCUAGGCUGGGGUUUUGAAGAAUUUUUAGAAAAAGAAAGAUUACAAAAGGAAAAAUUUGAGUUAAUUCCUCAUGAUAUUUUGACAGUAGGUGUUGAAGUCACUGUCUACGAUGAAUGUACUACAAUUACAACUAGUGUUCCGUUUAAAGAUAUAAAAAGUCAAAUGUCACAUGAUUACGAAGAACUUUACAACUCUAAAAUAGGCAGCGACGUUGUUGUGGAGGUGGGUGAUAAAGAAUUCCCAGCUCACAAAAUUAUUCUGAUUGCACGAAGUCCUGUUUUAGCUGCGAUGUUUUCUCACGAAAUGAUUGAGAAGAAGGAUAAUAGAUUAACAAUAAUAGAUAUUGACCCAGAAAUAUUCGAAAAAGUCUUGGAAUAUAUUUACACUGAUAAAGUGGUUGAUCUUGAUGAUGACGCUAACGAUUUGUUAGAAGCCGCUGAUAAAUAUCAGCUGGAAACUUUAAAGCAAAUGUGUCAAAACUCGCUCAGCAAAUCUCUAACUGCAGAAAAUUCGAUCUAUCUGAUGACUCUGGCCGAACGCCACAAUGCCAAAGAGUUAUUGGAAUAUGUCAGUGAGUUCAUGGUUGUUAAUGCUGAAGAGAUUAUUGAGACCAAAAACUUCAAAGAGUGGGAGAAGUCAAAAUCAUCUUUGGAUUUGAUGUUGUUUAAAAAAUUCACGAUGUUGAAUUUGGAUAAAAAUAAAACUAAAAUUACUCAUUUGAGUUAAAAAUUAUCAAGUAAAUCGAAGUUUAAAAUAAAAGUGAACCAGGUUCAGAUAUAAAGUCUCGAUUUAUAUUUCAAUGUUAUUUCUGACUAUUUUUAUACAGAAAAUAUUUUCAUAAAUUUUUUUGUCUUGAGCUCAAAUAUAUUUAUAUUUAUUUCGUUAAAUAGUACGGUUGAGUUUUUGAAAUAUGUCGACUUACUGAUAGCAUUGAGGCGUAAAAGUUAUUGCUUAGAGUAUAAUUUUAAACAGAACAAGACAUGCAAGCGAAUAAAGUCAUCACUUUCAACUGGAAUUACUUAUUACUGAUAACAUCAUCAU
Molecule: messenger RNA, 1862 nt
Organism: Microplitis mediator
Lineage: Eukaryota; Metazoa; Arthropoda; Insecta; Hymenoptera; Braconidae
Product: speckle-type POZ protein-like
Exons: 2
Coding region: 492-1547 (351 amino acids)
Biological process (GO): regulation of proteolysis; proteasome-mediated ubiquitin-dependent protein catabolic process
Cellular component (GO): cytoplasm
Molecular function (GO): ubiquitin protein ligase binding
Source: RefSeq, a predicted model, not a curated record